ACACCACACCCCCUCUCGCCGCUCCACUCACUGUCUCUCGUCUCCGCUCUCGGAUUCCCAUCUCCCGAUCCCCUCGUCGUUAUCGUCAUUGGAUCCACCAUGAAGAAGGACUGCGGCAUCCAUGGAGAGCAGAAGCGGCACAAGCUGUACCGCCGCCUGUUCGCGACCUUUCUGAUGCUUGUCAUCCUCGCUCUCCUCGCCGUCCUCGUCGUUUGGCUCGUCCUCCGCCCCACCAAGCCCAGGUUCUACCUCCAGGACGCCGACCUCCUCCGGUUCAACCUCACCCCUGGCGCCGCCCCCCUCCUCACCUCCGUCGUCCAGGUCACCCUCUCCUCCCGCAACCCCAACGACCGCAUCGGCGUCUACUACGACCGUCUCGACGCCUUCGUCCUCUACAACAGCCAGCAGGUCACCGCCGCCACCGCCCUCCCCUCCGGCUACCAGGGCCACAACGACGUCACCGUCUGGUCCCCGUACCUCUACGGCGCCGACGUCCCUCUCGCCCCUUACCUCGCCGACGCCCUCUCCCAGGACGAGAACGCCGGCUACCUCCUCCUCUACGUCCGCGUCGACGGCCUCCUCCGGUGGAAGGUCGGCACCUGGAUCUCCGGUCACUACCACCUCCAGGCCAACUGCCCCGCCUUCCUCACCGUCGACACCGCCAAGUCCCACGGCGGCGCCCCGCCCUUGUUCCGAUUCCAGCAGAUCACCGCCUGCAGCGUCGACGUCUGACGGUGAGGCCGUUACAAUCUUGACGGCCAUCAGCCGUGACGGUGACGGUGACGGUGACGUUGACGUUGACGUCUUCUCUCUCACGUCCACAUCUGACCACGCCAUCUCCAAUUUUCGAAAGUAUUUCAAUUUGUCUAUAUUGAUUAUAAAUAUAUUAUGAAAACAGGUGGCGUAAUGAUAUUUAAGCAAAAAUAAACUGUGAUUAUGAU
Messenger RNA from Musa acuminata subsp. malaccensis (wild Malaysian banana), 941 nucleotides. Its product is annotated as NDR1/HIN1-like protein 1. The record is from RefSeq and is a predicted model, not a curated record. NCBI's taxonomy places the organism in Eukaryota, Viridiplantae, Streptophyta, Magnoliopsida, Zingiberales, Musaceae. Gene Ontology annotation, cellular component: plasma membrane; plasmodesma. Gene Ontology annotation, biological process: defense response to other organism.